Molecule: messenger RNA, 1094 nt
Organism: Equus caballus (horse)
Lineage: Eukaryota; Metazoa; Chordata; Mammalia; Perissodactyla; Equidae
Source: RefSeq, a predicted model, not a curated record
UCCUCAAAGCAGAAUUGCUGCCUCCGAUCAGAUUCCCAUUUUUAAGGCUCAGGGUGAUUCUCCCACCUGUCCUCGGAACCACAGCGCCAGUUUCCAGGCCGGUGUGGAAAGGCCAUCUUCAAGGGUCCCUCAAGCUGGGCGGCUGGGAGGCCCCGCCCCUCUCCUGCAGAGAAUGGGGACAAAGCCCACCGCUCUGGCCACCGUGAGGACACACAUCGCAAUGGCUGUUCCACCUGAGCCAGGCGCAGCAGGAGGCGCUGGGGGAGGCCUGCACUGCUGGCAGGAUGGGGACCUCCCCCAAGACAAGCGCUCGGUGGCUCGGAGCUCGGAACCCGAUGCUGCCCGGAUACCGUUGCUGGCACAAAGGACCUCCAGUGUACCAAGAUGGAACCAUCCCCAGGCAUCGAAAAGAAGUCUCGGAUCAAGACUCAUGACUCCCUCACAUCAGAGCCUCCUCCUCCUCCUCCUCCUCCUCCUCCUUGCCCUCGGCCUCCAGAAACUCAGGCUUCUGUCCCAGAGUACCCCCAAGGACCCCACGUGGUUCACACCGCACCCCCAGCCCUGUUCACCAACAUGACCACGAUGCAGUCGGCCAUGCCCAUCCAGUUCUCGUGUCCCUACUGCGGGAACUACAUCAUCACGGUGACCCGCCCGGUCCCGGGGGUCCUCACCUGGCUGCUGUGCACGGGGCUCUGCUUGUUUGGGCUGCAGGUGUUUCCUGGGCUGCUGCUUCUUCCCCUUCUGCGUGGACAGCUUGAUGGACGUGAUGCACACCUGCCCUGUGUGCCAGCACCAGCUGUUCCGCUACCAGCGCCUGUGACCCCUGCAAAAUAAAUGUUGACCAGCGACCUUCAACCGCCCACGUCUGUCCUGCAGGGUCCCUCCUCCCCGCGGUGGCGCAGGCCAUGAGGCGUUGCCCACCUGCCCUUCCCUCUGCCCUCCUGUCCCCAGGGCAGGUCAGGGUGGCGCUUAGCCGCGUGCCGGGUGCACAGCGGGUGCGCAGUUAGCAGUGGCCGAAUGGAGGCUGGCAGGGUGGUGGCCCUUCCUUCGGGGGUUCCCUCCUCUUCCGACCCCUUAGAAACCACAGUCCACUG